Lampris incognitus (smalleye Pacific opah) is the source of this 401-nucleotide messenger RNA. RefSeq names its product mitochondrial ribosomal protein L53 (gene mrpl53). The transcript is spliced from 3 exons. The record is from RefSeq and is a predicted model, not a curated record. The coding region runs from base 11 to 331 and encodes 106 amino acids. Lineage: Eukaryota; Metazoa; Chordata; Actinopteri; Lampriformes; Lampridae. Gene Ontology annotation, cellular component: mitochondrial large ribosomal subunit.
CGCAGAAAACAUGGCGGCUUCCAGGAAGACGGCUGUGGUGCUGAAAUCAGUGAAGAAAAUAGUGGUACAGUUCUGUCCGUUUGAGUCCAAUGUCCGAUCCACACGGGAGUUUCUGGUUAUGGUUGGCUCAGAGAAAGCCCGGGCCUCCAACAUGAAAUGUGAGGUCACAACCCUGGUCAAACAUGACAAGUCUGAGCCUGUGGUGGACGUCACAUACGUGGAUGGAGAGAGGCUGCUGAUGAAAGGGGCAAACCUGACCAGCAACGAGAUGUUGAGUGCAUUUCAGUCCCGCUGCAGGGCCAAGGACCCACAGGCAAAGGCUGGGAAAUGAACAGCCCUCAUGUUUUGUAUAUAUUUAUGUGCAUCUGUAUGAUUUGCUGUUUAUAAUAAAAUUUGCUUUA